Cucumis melo (muskmelon) is the source of this 1047-nucleotide messenger RNA. RefSeq lists its product as uncharacterized. The transcript has 5 exons. The record is from RefSeq and is a predicted model, not a curated record. Bases 258 to 731 code for a protein of 157 amino acids. NCBI's taxonomy places the organism in Eukaryota, Viridiplantae, Streptophyta, Magnoliopsida, Cucurbitales, Cucurbitaceae.
CUUGUUAGAAAAAGACACUGUUUUGAGCGGGGAGUUGUGAUUUAAGAGAGGAGCGUCAGAAAGAGAAGAAAGGAGAAGUUUUCAGACACCCAGAGAGAGAGAAAAGAAAGUAAGAAAGAAAUUUACUUUUCUUUUUCUUUUCUUUCUUCUUUCUCUCCCUUUUUCUUCUCUCGAAGUUUCCGUUGUUCUUGUUCUCCUCUUCUUCCGGUUUCCAAAUCUCUGUCGGGCACGAAAUCGGAGUUCUGUUUCUUACAGAAAUGGCUUUUAUUUCAUUUGUCGGAAGAGUUCUCUUCGUUUCCGUCUUCGUUCUCUCUGCUUGGCAAGAGUUCAAUGAUUUUGGUACUGAUGGAGGACCGGCGGCCAAGUAUCUUAAGCCAAAAUUCAACGUUUUCACUCGCAACUUUGAAUCUCACACUGGGUUGGAGUUCCCUAAAGUUGAGAUUCUACAUCUUGUGGCUGGUGCCCUUGUAUUGAAAGGCCUUGGAAGCCUGCUCUUCAUCUUCAACAGCUCCAUUGGAGCAUUUCUUCUGAUCUUGCAUCAGGCCAUUACCACACCCAUCUUGUACGAUUUCUACAACUACGAUGUUGAGAAGAAGGAAUUCAACCAACUUUUUGUGAAAUUCACUCAGAAUCUGGCAUUGUUGGGAGCAUUGCUGUUCUUCAUCGGCAUGAAGAACUCGAUUCCAAAGAGGCCAGUAGGAAAGAAAAAUCCCAAGUCCAAAACAUCAUAGAUUAUUGAGGAGGAAUGAAUGGAUCAACUGAGAGGGGGGGAAGAGGCGUAUGUUUUUCUUUUCUGUAGGACUCUUUUUGGAACUGAAUUGAACACUGUAUGAUCAUCUCUCUUUUAGUUUUUUUUUUCUUUUAAAUUUUUUGAAUCAGUAGGGAAGUAAAAUGGGGUGGGCUGUACUUUGUUUUUUGUAUUUUUGAAGAUUAUGACGAUAUCUUCUACGGAGUUUGAGGAUAUUUUUGUAUUUUUCAAGUUAGGGGUUGUUAUGUGAUUGUAAUGAAAGUUCUUUCACAUAAUUUUGAAGUUUGUUUGUGUGUUUA